AUGAAGCUACAGCUGCCGCAGCAAGAAAGAGGGCGCUAUUACCGUCGGCUGAUGUGGUCCACCGUCCACGACGAACUUGCAGUGGUCGCCGCCGCCCGCGGUGGCGGUGCCCUGCUGGCCUUCUUCUUCUCCGGCCUGUUGCCGCAGAGGAGGACCAUGACAGAUAUGGCCACCACCCCCAGCAGCAGAAGGAGCCACGGCGUCUGCUGCUCCUGCGUGCCCAAGCCCGCAGCAGCAGCGGAGGCCAGAAGAGCUCGCUUCAUUCUGCUAUGGUCCCUCCCUGGCCUCUACCACUGGAUAUCUCUCACGAAUUUGAGUUUGGAUCAAGUGCAGCGCAAGAUUUGA
This is a messenger RNA of Triticum turgidum subsp. durum (durum wheat), 345 nucleotides long. The record is from the annotation of a GenBank genome assembly. NCBI's taxonomy places the organism in Eukaryota, Viridiplantae, Streptophyta, Magnoliopsida, Poales, Poaceae.